Molecule: messenger RNA, 1299 nt
Organism: Peronospora belbahrii
Lineage: Eukaryota; Oomycota; Peronosporomycetes; Peronosporales; Peronosporaceae
Source: the annotation of a GenBank genome assembly
AUGGCGGACAGGGAGGAUCUGUGGCAGCAGAUGCUGCGUGACUGCUCUGUGCGCUCUAAGCUACCAGCAGCAAACUUUCUACUAGUGGGUGACGUAGAAUGCGGUAAGUCUGCUCUCUUAGAGUGUCUGGAUGAGUCGAAACAUGGCCCCUUGGAGGCGACCGAUGAGACGCACGGAGUCGACACUUUGCUGACCUUCAAGACGUUGGAUGUCCUGGAACCACGUGCAAAGGAAAGUGGUGAUGAUGCUUUAGAGGACGUGAUGGCACACAUUUGCGCAUGGAGUUUAAACGAUCUAAGGCUCAAAGAUCUCAUCAAGAUUGCAGUAAAGCCUCAGACGCUGCAGAAGACCGUGGUAGCUAUAGUGCUGGAUCUGUCGCGUCCGUGGACGAUCAAGAGCUCGCUAGAACAGUGGCUUUCGGCUCUGGAAGGACAAUUGCUGGAACAGAUCAACCAGCUAACAUCUGAAGGAAGAAGUGAGCUGUAUGCGGCUAUCAAGCAGCAUAUUCUUGCCUAUGAAGAUCCGAGUGUCGAUCACUCUGCACCAGCGCCUAUGGACACGUCUACAAACGAGUUUAUGAAAGAAGGCGUGCUUUCAAAAAAUCUAGGCGUACCUCUUGUGAUCAUUGUGGCUAAGGCGGAUCUGCGCCCGGAAAACUCGGUGAAGAUGGAUUACAUUGAGUACACGCUUCGCCAGUUUGCAAUUCGAUACGGCGCGUCGGUAGUGUUUACAUCCGCAAAGACUGGCUCUAACGUUGACAAACUCCGCAAGUAUAUUCUGCAUCGUGCCUAUCCGUGCCAGUUUAAAUUUACAGCGCCACCGCAACUGGUCGACCGUAACAGCAUCUUCAUCCCGUCUGGCUACGACUCGUUUGAGUUGAUCAACCAGAGUCUUGUGGGCUCAGAGCCGCGUUGGCCAACUGACAAACCGUUCGAAAACAUUAUCCCCGCUCCAGCGGAGGAUACUAAAGAUGCUGCUUCACAGCUCACUGUCGGUGUCCGCGUCGACAAUCAUGAGCAGUGGCUUGAGAAGUUGGAAAAGGCCGCAGGUGCCGGUUUGGAGGAGCUGCAAAAGCAAAGUAUCGAAGCGAGCAAGAAGGCAGAACAGGCAGCUGCUGCUCGCCGCGUGGCUGCAGAUCGCCGAAAGCGUGAAGAGAAGGAUGUCAGCUCUAAGCAUCUCCAGAACUUUUUCAACAACCUACUAAGUCGACCAGAGAAGACACGGUCAUCUCGGCCAAUGAGUGAUAAAAAGAAGGAAAAGAGCGACAAGACAUCAGACGAGGAUGAUGUGAAGCGCUAG